AUGUUUUCCUCGGCUUUGCUUUCUUCAACGCUUACUGGUGAUGUUCCGGAAGGAUUUGUUGUUCGUCCACUCAACAUCGGAGAUUACGACAAGGGAUUUCUUUCCCUGCUCUCUCAGUUGACACGGGUUGGUGAUGUGACUCGGGAAAACUUCGUUACGCGUUUCCGCACCAUGGCUGACACUCGUCCCACCUCUUACUACGUUGUCGUGAUUGAAGAGACGAGCACUCAUCAACUUGUCGGUUCGGCAACUCUCGUUCUUGAAUGGAAGUUCAUUCAUGCAGCUGGUGCACGUGCUCGAAUUGAAGACGUUGUUAUUCGGCAUGAUAUGCGAGGCCGUAAACUUGGAGCCUUGCUAAAUCGAGUUCUCGUGUCGCUCGCUAAGCUGUUUGGUGUUUACAAGAUCUCAUUGGAGUGCAAGGAUUCUCUCAUUCCUUUCUAUGAGCUUAACGGUUUCAAGAAAGACGAAGGAAACAAUUUCCUUGUUCAAAGGUUUGACAAGGAUAUUACCAUUUCACCGACCAAUGAUACACUCGAGACAGCCCCAGAAGUUGAGCAAAGCAAAAUU
This is a messenger RNA of Mesorhabditis belari, 567 nucleotides long. NCBI's taxonomy places the organism in Eukaryota, Metazoa, Nematoda, Chromadorea, Rhabditida, Rhabditidae. The record is from the annotation of a GenBank genome assembly.